AAGUAGUCAGUGACGUCACGCCUUCCACGUUGUCCCCGGACGUGGCAGUCGGUCCGCUUGUCUUGCGAAAAAAGCGACGCGAGCAACUCCUACGCGUUUGGCCAUUUUAAAGCGGUUUUUUUUUUUUCUUCCCUUCCGUGUGUUUAUCUUCGAAAGGAAUCAGACGCUCAACAGCAGCCAUGGGGCUCACCAUAUCUUCCGUCUUUAGUCGACUUUUUGGCAAAAAACAAAUGAGGAUUUUAAUGGUUGGACUCGAUGCUGCGGGAAAAACGACCAUCCUGUACAAACUGAAGCUUGGUGAAAUUGUCACCACCAUCCCGACUAUAGGUUUCAACGUGGAGACGGUGGAAUACAGAAACAUCAGUUUCACUGUGUGGGAUGUUGGCGGCCAGGACAAGAUCAGACCCCUGUGGCGACAUUACUUCCAGAACACGCAGGGCCUCAUCUUCGUCGUGGACAGCAAUGACCGGGAAAGAGUGGCCGAGGCUGCUGAUGAGCUCUCCAAGAUGUUGGGCGAGCAGGAGUUGAAAGACGCCGUGUUGCUGGUGUUCGCCAACAAGCAGGACCUUCCCAACGCCCUGUCCAUCAGCGAGCUCACCGAUCACCUCGGUCUCAACGCGCUGAGGAGCAAAGACUGGCACGUUCAGGGGACCUGCGCCACCCAGGGCACUGGCUUGUACGAAGGACUCGACUGGCUUUCCACGGAGCUCUCCAAGUAGACGCGGAUCCACCGGGCAGAUGAAAGCACGAACUUUCACACGGACAUUUGGCAUUUGGUCUCGCAGCUGUGGAGGACACGGCUGUGGCCAGUACAUGGGUUGUUUUUUUUUUUUUUUUUUUUUGAUGGAUCGGGUAGUAAGGGUUGCCGUUGUCUUACCUUUGUUCCAUUGUAUGACCAAGAAUCUGUGAGAAAGUCGUCAUGAAAACGAUGCAGUUUGACCACUUGAGUAAUUCCAGUCACGUCGGGUUGUAAAAGUUCCGGUCAACGGACCUGGACCAGAAUACCAGUGAUUUAUGCUUUGAAGUCUUCGUCUACUUUGCCCGCUGCUGAAUGGAUCCAAAGCGCAACAUUGUGCCUUCCAGACCCACUUUUUUUUUUUUUUUUUUUUUUUUUCACGUUUAAUGGUCAAGCCCUUUUUGAGACUUUAAAAAGAAUUUUGUACUCCCCCCACCGGCCCCCAUUCUCCUGUGUCCUGGUUCUUUGCAACUGUUUUCGUAUCGAUAAACGACCCAAGCCUUUCCUCCUUUUAGUUCUGACUUAUAAAGUAGUCCGAGGAUUCAUUGCUAAAACCGUUUGCAUUGCAGGUAGGUUCUUGUUUCGCUUGUAAUGUUUGCUCCCAAAUACUUUUUAUGUACUGUAGUAGCGUACUAAUGUGUACUUAAGUUUGCGCCUCCUUGGAAAAACAAAACCUUCCACAUGUGCUUGCGAACCCUAAAAUAUCUGUUAAUAACUUUUAAUUUGCUUUAAAAUGUUUUAUGAAAAGGAAACAAUAAAGACUUAAAAAUAUA
Syngnathoides biaculeatus (alligator pipefish) is the source of this 1509-nucleotide messenger RNA. RefSeq names its product ADP-ribosylation factor 4-like. Gene Ontology annotation, cellular component: cytoplasm; plasma membrane. NCBI's taxonomy places the organism in Eukaryota, Metazoa, Chordata, Actinopteri, Syngnathiformes, Syngnathidae. The record is from RefSeq and is a predicted model, not a curated record. Gene Ontology annotation, molecular function: GTPase activity; GTP binding. Gene Ontology annotation, biological process: intracellular protein transport; vesicle-mediated transport. The coding region runs from base 180 to 719 and encodes 179 amino acids. The transcript is spliced from 6 exons.